Closterium sp. NIES-67 is the source of this 1993-nucleotide messenger RNA. The record is from the annotation of a GenBank genome assembly. Lineage: Eukaryota; Viridiplantae; Streptophyta; Zygnematophyceae; Desmidiales; Closteriaceae.
AAGUUUCUCUAAUACAGUACAACGUAGUACCCCCAAGGACUCACCUUAGCAUCCCUGACAAUUGUACAUCGCUUUUACGUAGUUCCUCCCACCUGAGCAUUCUCCUUACAGUCUUUCGCGCAGAAUCAAGCGCGCCUGUGUUAUCCAGCCGUCCAAUUCGCUGUUGACCAGAUUAGAGUUAUGGCGUUGCGCUAUUCCGCUCUGUCCCUCUGGCUGCUGUUACCAGCUGUCGUACAUGCUGCGUUACCAAACGCGCACGAUGACGUAGCGGCCACUCGGAUCCGCGGCCAGGCGAGGAGCUUGGCGCAAGUCGCCCCGUGCCGCGCGUCGACGCUGGGAGGGUACACGUCAUCAGUCGGAUUCAACAGGAAAGGGUUCAACCUCCACUGGAAGGUGACGGGCCGUCAGAGCAUCGAUAUUGCCGUCGAGGCGAAAUCCGGCAGCGGCGUCGCCAGGGGAUGGUUCGCUAUAGGCUGGUCCAAGUCCGGUCUAAUGUACCCCGCCGACGCCGUUAUAAUGAAUUUCAAAUCGAACGACAACGACGCUACACCGCCGGUGGGCACAUACGCGCUGUCGAAGCGUGACGAUUCGGGCGUGAAGCCAACAACGAGGUUCGCUAUAACGGACACGGAAUUCACGUCCAACUCUAGCGCCGGAGUUCUCGUGAGGUUCACUCGCAGCAAGUUCGACGGGAUCGUGCCCGUCAAUUACAACGGCCCGAACCAGAUCAUCUUCGCGUACGCGCCGUACGGCAGCCAGGAGGUCCAGGGCCACGGCGGCAAAAAGGGAUGGAUUCUUGUCGACUUCUCCUGCAAGCCUGGUUCCGCCUCCGCGUCUGGCUCCCCCCCGCCUUCCUCCCCCUCCAAAGCGCCCUCCGCCACACAAACCCCUUCCCCCUCCAAAUCCCCGAAAUCUCCGGCCAAGUCCCCCGCCAAGUCUCCCCCCACAUCUCCCCCAAAAUCCCCGAAGUCUCCCCCGAAGUCCCCCCCGCCCGCGUCCCCUUCCCCGCCAACUGGUGUGAUGAACCCCGUGAGCACCCCCUGUAAAAGCACCUCCGGUAGCAGCAGCAGCUCCUGCAAGGCGUCUACUCUGGCUGGCUACACUGGCUACGUAGACUUAAACGGCAAAGGUCUCCACCUGCAUUGGAAAGUGACCUCUGAUACCAGUGUAGCUCUGGCCGUUGAGGCGAAAGCAGGCAGUGGAGCAGAGAAAGGGUGGUUCUCCGUGGGUUGGUCCGGAUCCGGUUCUAUGGUCCCUGCUGACGCCGUCAUCGGGAACGUGAAAGGCCUGUUGCCUGUAGCGAGUUACGCUGUAUCGGGGUAUAGUGCGAGUAAAAUCGCGGUCACUUCGCGGUUUGCGAUUGGGCAGCCAGAGCUGCUGACGUCAACUAGUGGCGUCACCAUGAAGUUUGGUCGCAGCAAGGCUGACGGGGAGGGCAUAGCGGCGAUCAACUACAAGGGAAAGAACAAGAUCAUCUGGGCAUACUCGGGCGAUGGAGCUCGCACCAUCAACGACCACAAGAACAACUAUGGCGCCACAACUGUGGAUUUCUCCUGCAAGCCUGCACCAACCAAGUGUUAGAAUCCUCCCAUCCUCUUCUCCCGAACAUUCGCAGGAUUCCCUGCCUCUUCUCUAUUUCCCCACCCCCAAAACAACCUCCUUUUGACAAUCACCUUCUUCUUCCCUUAGCCCGUUAUUAGAAAGGGCUUGCCCGUAAUUAAAAAGGGAAGUUCACAGCUCAGAAAGAAGGGGUCUUAGAUAUACACUUGUUACUGGUGCCAUUUACGGCACCUUAUAAAGUGUUGAAUGCUCAUCAUGGCAUCUAAUAAAAUGGGUUUGCAUGACGGCUUUGCAAAUCCCCCUUGCAAUCAGCAUGAAGCCUUGAAGCUCUGAAGCAUUACGCAAAAUUAGCUUGCCAAAGUAGGGAGCUUCUUGUUAGAGUAGCGGGAAAAAGUUGUCAACUUAUACAUAUUAUCUAUGUAGAAGUUAUAGG